AUGGUAUGGCAACUGAAGCAUCCCAAUUUGGUCAAUCUUCUGGAGGUCUUCCGGAGGAAACGAAAGCUUCACUUGGUCUUUGAAUAUUGUGACCAUACAGUCCUUCAUGAGCUCGACAAGAAUCCACGUGGGGUUCCAGAACAUCUUGUGAAAAGCAUAACUUGGCAAACUCUCCAAGCAGUGAAUUUUUGUCACAAACACAAUUGCAUACACAGAGAUGUAAAACCAGAGAACAUUCUCAUAACGAAGCAUUUUGUCAUUAAGCUCUGUGACUUUGGAUUUGCUCGCUUAUUAACUGGGCCCUGUGACUACUAUACAGAUUAUGUGGCUACCAGGUGGUAUCGUUCUCCUGAGCUCCUUGUAGGUGACACACAAUAUGGCCCUCCUGUAGAUGUCUGGGCUAUAGGCUGUGUCUUUGCUGAACUUCUUUCUGGCAUCCCUCUCUGGCCUGGAAAGUCUGAUGUGGAUCAACUUUACUUAAUCAGGAGGACAUUAGGUGAUCUCAUUCCCAGGCACCAGCAAGUCUUCAGCACAAACCAGUUCUUCAGUGGGGUGAGGAUACCCGACCCAGAAAGCAUGGAGCCACUAGAAAUGAAAUUCCCCACUAUUUCCUAUGCUGCUCUGGCACUAAUGAAGUUACAGUAUCUGCCCCAAUUAACCAGCAGCAACAUUUUACCUGCUUUGGAUAACAAGAAGUACUACUGUGGAACAAGAAAACUCAACUACCGUUUCCCAAACAUCUAAAAAAAAAAGGAGAUGUCACAUCUAGUCCAUUCUGUGUCUUCUUGUGUUCCCAACUAUGAAAAAAAAACCUUGGAAGACAAUUACAGUAUCUACACUGGCAUCAGCUAAAACAAACCAUAAUGUUCUGGCUGAAAAGUGACAAACCUUGGGAAGGAAAUGUGUCGAAUGCGCAAAAAGACACAUACAUACACAAAAUGUGUCAACGAAAGGUUUGAAAUAAUUUAUCAGAGUUCAUCAGGAAAAUGGUAUUUGGGCCUCUUGAAAAAUUGUAUCUCUUAACUUGUAAUUUAUACUUUGUGAGGCAAGAAUUCUUGCCCUCUGCUGCAGCGGGAAUUGGUGGAGGAGAUCCAUACAUGCCAAAUAUAUUUCAUUCACAAAAUCCCCUUGUGUCAAAGCAGGAGAGAACCCCGGGUCUUAUACUAGAGAUGUAGCUAGUUUCCUUGGCAGGCUGAACCUGCAGGCUCUUUGUGCAAGCAGGGUGGAGGGUUGGCUUUGGAGGUUACAGACGAGAACCAGAAAUGCCUGGAUUCGAACUUUUUCUUUGUCCCUGUUUUUGCAACAAAAUGUAAAGAAGAUCUUUAAUUAAACAUUUUGUUUCUUUCAAUUGUAAUCAAUGUUAUUUUUACCUAGAAUAACUAGAAAUAAAAUAAAAUUUUAAUAUGUA
Messenger RNA from Thamnophis sirtalis, 1408 nucleotides. NCBI's taxonomy places the organism in Eukaryota, Metazoa, Chordata, Lepidosauria, Squamata, Natricidae. The record is from RefSeq and is a predicted model, not a curated record.